Messenger RNA from Armigeres subalbatus, 558 nucleotides. RefSeq names its product keratin, type II cytoskeletal 1-like. The transcript is spliced from 2 exons. The record is from RefSeq and is a predicted model, not a curated record. The coding region runs from base 1 to 558 and encodes 185 amino acids. Lineage: Eukaryota; Metazoa; Arthropoda; Insecta; Diptera; Culicidae.
AUGUACGAUGGCGUGCUGAGAUUGAAUAUCCCGCCAGGAGUCAAGUUAGUGAGAUUCGCCGAUGGUGUAACCAUGACCGUGUACGGAGAGUCCAUCGAGGAGGUCGAAUUGACUGCAACGUAUUUGAUCAGUCUAGGAGAGGAAUGGUUGUGCAGUAAGAAGCUAAUCAACCGCGGCGUAGGAGUUGGGUACGGUAGAGACAGUGGCAAUAGUAGUGGCAUCGGAGAUGGCAGCAGCAGGAACGAAAGCGGUGGUAACGGAGGGGCUGAUGACAGAAGCAACAGCGGCUGCGGUAGCGGUGGCGGUGGUUGCGGUGGCGGUAGUAGCGGUGGCGGUGGUAGCGGUGGCGGUAGUAGCGGUGGCGGUAGUAGCGGUGGCGGUAGUAGCGGUGGCGGUGGUAAUGGUGGUGGCGACGGACGCAGCGGUGGUGGCGAUGACGGGGUUAGCGGUGACAGAGGCCAUUCCAACUGCAUGGUUAAGGUCAUCACUAUUCAAGGUAGCAUCGAGCUCCGCUUCAACAUCAGCCAUUGUAUUGUUAGCAGCAUUGGAACGAAGUGA